CCCAUCGGGGGACCCGGCCUCCCGCCGCCACCCCCACCCCCUUUUCUCGGCUCUACCUUCCUGGCCGGCUGUGGGGGUCAGCAGGCAGCAUGGGCGUGGGGUCGGGGCUGGGAACCGCGGCGGGCGGCUCGCUGCUGCUGUGCGCCGCGCUGCUGGCCGCGGGCUGCGCGCUGGGCCUGCGCCUGGGCCGCGGGCGGGGAGCGGCGGACCGCGCGGCGCUCGCCUGGCUCUGCUACGACGCCCUGGUGCACGGCGCUCUGGAAGGCUCUUUUGUCUACUUGUCUUUCAUGGGAAACAUUGCUGAUUCUGAUAGCUUCAUUGCUUCCUUGUGGAAAGAAUAUGGCAAAGCUGAUGCAAGAUGGGUUAAUUUUGACCCAACCAUUGUGUCUGUGGAAAUUCUGACUGUUGUCCUGGAUGGGUCUCUGGCACUGGUCCUCAUGUACGCCAUAGUCAAAGAGAAAUAUUAUCGGCCCAAGAGGUGGCAGCAAAGGGGGGCAUUUCCACCUCCUGCUCACUCGGAACUGUCCCAUCUUGAUCCAGGCUCUGGGACAAGGGACACAGAAUGCACGACCAUGUCACUCCUGUUGAUUUCCCAAUAGUUGUAGGAAAGCCGGGGCUGGGGCUUCUGGAAGGGAGCGGCACCCCAGCCUUGUGAGUCAUAUUGGUACUGAGGAAAGUGCAAGUCCUGUUCAGGGUGACCUCACCACCCCGCCUGAGGCUGGGGCUGGGGAACUUGAGGCCAGAAGGCAAGGCAAGGUCCUGGCCCACCCACGUGUUGAGGAUGGAGCCUGGUCUACUUUCAAGAACACAACUAGCCCAACCCCACCAGGAAGUGAGUGUUGAACUGUGAGAAUGAAUAACUGAAAAUCAAAACUCAGCAGGAUCUAAGCAAAACUUUAUGUUCAACAGAAAGUAGGAACUCCCCGUGGUUCCUACUUUCACCAAAAGAUUGAUUCUAAUUGAGAGGGAAGGAGAAAAAUAUUCAAAAUCAGUGACUCAGAAAACAGAAACUCAGCCUCAAAUUCAAAGGAGUAAUUCAAAGAAAAGAAGAAUCAAAAUUGCAGAAUGAUAUGGUCAUAAUCCAGAGACAAUUUAUAUGCAUGAUGCCUCCUUUUAUUUGAAGAAUUGAAGUGCUCUCCAAAGUAGAAACAAUUCUUUCUCUACACCGUGUUUACAAAAGAGAGCACCAUUUUGGAAAACAAGACAGAAAUCACCACUUAUUUUUUCCUAAGCUUCCUUGUGUUGCAUCUCUGAAAUACACAUAUGUGUGUACACAUAAAUGUGUAUCUGAGCAGAGGAGCAGGACAGAAGCCACUCCAUUGGCCCCCCACCUCCUACUUCCAUGUUCCUGGAGUGCUGUGACCUGCCUCACUGGGAGACAAGGGCUGGAGCUGUCUUCAAGGACUGCCCUCUCAUUUAGUUGGCAGCAGAUAAGGGAGUGGAAUUCCCAGUCAAAAGUGCUGGAUGGAGCUGGAGAGCAUUAUGCUAAGUGAAAUAAGUCAGUCUGAGAAAGACAAAUAUCACAUGAUCUCACUCAUUUAUGGAUUAUAAUGAACAACAUAAACUGAUGAACAAAAACAGAUUUGG
Molecule: messenger RNA, 1587 nt
Organism: Myotis myotis
Lineage: Eukaryota; Metazoa; Chordata; Mammalia; Chiroptera; Vespertilionidae
Gene: EBPL
Product: EBP like
Exons: 4
Coding region: 90-599 (169 amino acids)
Biological process (GO): sterol metabolic process
Cellular component (GO): membrane; endoplasmic reticulum
Molecular function (GO): cholestenol delta-isomerase activity
Source: RefSeq, a predicted model, not a curated record